Molecule: messenger RNA, 2052 nt
Organism: Symbiodinium necroappetens
Lineage: Eukaryota; Dinophyceae; Suessiales; Symbiodiniaceae
Source: the annotation of a GenBank genome assembly
AUGUCGGGCCUGAACUCUGUGAAUCAGAGUACCUUCGAACAGUCGGAUGUCGCAAUGCACGAGGGCGGAGGCGUGACUGCCGAUUCAGGGGAGCCAGCACAGAUGCUCUAUACAAACCUGCAGGAUCCUUCUGGACUCGCCGACCUCCUCCUGGAUGAGAGGGUGGACAUUCGCCUGGUGCGCGGAACAUGCCUGAAAGCGCUUGACCGGAAGAAGCAAACUUUCAUCCGUCGCCAGGAGUUGGAAAACAAUCCGAGCUACCCGGACGCCUUCGUCACGCGCGAAGAGUUACAGAAGUGGAAGCAAGACAGCGUAUAUCGCCGCAAGGUUCGGAUCAUUGGCGUCUCUCACGUGUGGGAAACCAGAGAACAUCCCGACCCUAGGGGUCAUCAACUGGCGUUGAUCGCCGGGGCCCAGCUUUGGCACGACCGAUAUUCUUGGUAUUUCUUGGACUACAUGUCGGUUUAUCAGUUCUACCGAACAAGCAUCCAUCAGAACAGAAGUUUUCAAUACACGAUGAUGCACAUGCACUUCUUUUACACACAUGAGUACACAUGGACCUACCGCAUUGAAGAGCUGACCCCGAUUGAGGAAGCUGAUCGACAGAAGCAAGUUCAAGUAUUCUUCACCGAGACAGGGAUUCCCGAAGACGGAAAGGUAGAAGUACGGCUUUUUGCAGAUCUCAAGGAGAACUGCACACCCUACUCUCGGCGGGGUUGGUGUGAGGCCGAGAGCCAGUGGUCGAGCAUGCGGAGCAACUCUCGACAAACAGUCUCCCUCUCUUUCGUAAGUCCGGAGACCUGGACCAGGGCUCCCAUGGCACCUGCUGUCUUUCAAGCAAAAGUGUCGAAUAGCGAGCUUCUGUUUACGCACCAGGACAGUGCUGAGGCCGUCAAGGAGCUGCAGGAACGUGUAUUCAUGGAGAAGGCGGUGGAGAAUGUGAUGCUGGAGAUGUCCGUCUUGCCCCCUCGCGAAUUUCCAAUCCUCGCUGGCGCGCUGCCGCUUUACAAGAACCUGCAAGUCUUGCUGAUAAGCAACAGCCAGGUUGACUGUCAGGGUGCAGAGGCCUUAUCCACCGUGUUGACGAUGUCUGACCUGCGUUUGCACAAUCUUCGCAUCUCCGCGGACGCAGCAUGCAAGCUGGCUUUGGGCUUGAAGGGCAACAGUGCCGUGUUGAAGGUGGCACUCACUAAAUGCUUGGUGGAUGAGGAAGGUGCAGAGGGUCUGGCAGAUGCACUCGCAUGCAAGGACACCAGACUGGAAUCACUAGAUCUGUCUCACAACGUCGUUGGGUGCACAGGGGCCAAGCACCUUUCCGAUGCCUUGAUCCGCAACGAACACUUGCGAAAACUGAACCUCAGCUUCAACUCCAUUGCGGAUGAAGGGGCAACCAGCUUUGUAUCCCUCUUUGAGUCGGUGGCCUUGCAAGAGCUGUGCCUCAGUCGCAACUGUUUCGGAUCAAAGGCGCUGACCAUCUUGCAAACUGGGCGGAACAAGAGCUUGAGGAGACAUGGCGAGGUCAAUCUCCGGGUCCAAUGCGAAGACGGCCCCUCCCUGUGGAUUUUGGAAGAUCUUGUCGUUGCGGCGCUCUUGCUUGACAAUCUGCUGUUUGGGGUAUGCCAUGUAAGCUUACCUAUAAUUGCCUUCGUUGAAUAUGACCCAUGGGCUGGAGACUACGAGCCUCUACAGCUUUGGCUUACUGUCCCGAGCAUCCUGCUUGUGGCAGUCCCACCUGUUCUCCUUCUUGUUGCAUUUAUCUGGGAGGUCUGCCGCAAAGGCACGGGCAAGUGCUUCAGAUUUGUAGCGACAUCAUUAAAGUUAAUCUGGCCAAGGAUCUGGAUGUGCUACUCUGCAGUUUGGCUGCCUGCCAUGCAAGUGUACACCCUCCUGGAGCGUCCGCCGAACGACCAGCAGGGGUCCACUUUCGCUGCAGUCAUUCCAUACACGCUCGUGUUGACAGCCCUCUUGAUGGUCCAGGCAGUGUUCGUUCUGUUUCACCCCACCUUUCGUGCCAUAUCUCGGGUGGUCCUGCGCAAAUUUCUGAAGCUCUGA